This is a messenger RNA of Trichoplusia ni (cabbage looper), 3127 nucleotides long. RefSeq lists its product as uncharacterized. The transcript has a single exon. Bases 351 to 2354 code for a protein of 667 amino acids. The record is from RefSeq and is a predicted model, not a curated record. Lineage: Eukaryota; Metazoa; Arthropoda; Insecta; Lepidoptera; Noctuidae.
AUACAUACUUCUGUUCGUAGCUGUUUAUCUUUAUGUUAUUUUACCAGCUUAUUAUUUGCACUCGUAUAAUAUAAACGAGGUUCAUUUGCUUAUUUGUAUUAUGGUAUAGAUUUCCGAGUUCAAUUUAUUGUGGAUACUUUGUGCGACAGUCUAUAGUGUGUCUUCAGGUUGUUCUUGGCGUAAUAAUUAAACUAAAUCUGAUGAACAAACCAAACCAACCAAGAAUUUAUUCUGCUGUGGAACACGCUACAUGAAUAGCAGUGAAAAGAAAAUACGUGCGAUCGUGUAUAUACCAAAUCAAUCCAGUUAUUUUAAGUACCAAAUUAAAUAGUCACUAUAAAAGAAUAUUGAUGGCGAACAGCGAGAAGAAAAAACAAUUUAAAAAACGAAAAGUAACUCAGUCUGAAAUGAGUACUUCAUCCGCUCAAAAAGAAAACAGACCGAAGAGUAAAAAAAUCACAAAAGUGGACCUUCAAAAUGGUAUUGAAAUGUCCAAACAAUUGAUGAUAAAGAAAACAAAAAAUCUGCAAAAUCGUCGGUCACAGUCGAAUAAUAAAACUAGAGUUUGUGGAAAUGGUAUACCUUUACCAUCUUUGGCUGAACUGGAGAAAAUGUAUGAGGACUCUGAUGAAGAACUUAGCUCAAUACAAGCUUCACCAGAGAAAACAACACCAUUGAAAUCUACACAGGAGCCAGAAGUUAAAGUAAAUGAAAACAAACUUCUCUCUCCAACAACUAUACAUAAAAUAUCUGAACGUCUGAUGAAUAUUAUUACAGAUUUAACAGACCCAAAUGAAAUAUUCAAUGUUGAUGCUCCACCGGCCCCUGUUAUACCACCAAAAAAGAGGAAGAAACCUGAAGAACCAUACAUAGUAGGUUGCAAAGAACGCCCAAAGCUUGAACAGAAACCAAACACUGAUUUCUGUAAAGGUGACGAACAUUAUGGAGUUGAUGCUUCUAGUGCUGAACCUGAAUCCCCCCCACAGAAAAGAGCAAAAAAAUCUAAAAUUCCUCCCUAUUCUAAAUCAAUAUUUAAUGCCAAAACUGAUGAAAUUGUUGAAAGGCUCACAAAAAAUGGUGUAAACAGUGGAGAACCUCAUUAUGACAGUUCAGAUAGUAAUAAGACAAUAGAGUAUACUCCAUGUAAAAUGUCAAGCCCUAAAGAACAAUCAUUUUCACCCUUACCUAGCACUUCCAAAGACAGAGAAACUUUCUUUCGCAAUGAUGAAUUGUUCAAUCAAAGCUUAAGGGAGAUUACUUUGGAUGAAGAAGUCACCCCAUCUGAAACAACACCCAACCAAACAGAGAAAGUUAUAGCAACAAUUGUAAUUGAUGAUGACGAAGAUGAUGUUGAAAUCACACAGACUCUUCAAGUAGCCAGUCUUGAAGCAAACAAAAUAAAACCUGAUGGCAAUCCUUCAAAUGUUUCAAGCUCUGCACAGAGCAAUGACCAAAACAAUUUAAAUGAUGCAAAUGAUCAUGAUCCAUACACUGAUUUAACUGUAACUGAUGAUGUUAUCACUGAUAAUGCCAUUGAACUUGACGUAGAUGAUGUGAUAGCACAAAAUCAAGCAAUACUUAGUAAAUAUAAAGCAAAUAAUAACUUGACUACAACUGUUGUGACAGUUGAUGCGGGUACAUGUACAGAUGAAAUGAUUCCACAGACUGAAGAUGUCGAAGAGACAGAUGGAAUCAUUGAAUUAACAUUACCUGUCAUACCUAAUACAAAUAUAAAUGUAACCAAUGCUAACUCAACAGCUAAUAGUGUGCUUCAAGGAACCAAUUCUGGAAAUGCUUCAAGUAACACUUCGGCUAAAACUCCAUCAGGAAAGGAGUCUAAAAAGAAGGGUAAUAAGUCUCAGCAAGAUUAUAUAUUGUUGCAGUUUAGUCCUGGAAAACCAUCAGAUACAAUAGCAAACCUUGAAUCAUCAUGUAUCAUAAAAGAAAACUUAACUGCCACAGCUGUUGAAAAUGUAGUUUCAAACUUUUUCAAAGGCAAACGAGGCAAAUCUAAAGCAUCUAUUUCACAGCUCAAUAAAGUGAAAAGAAUCACAAAAGAUCUUUUAAAUUCUUUGGCCUGUCAUUUUACACAAAACAUAGAGAUUAUGAAUGAAAAUAAUGAUCCAGUAUGUGAAACCGAUAGUUUGUGUGAACCUGAUAUGGUACAGAACAUUGGUGAAUGUCCAAUCUGUAUGGAGCAAUUAUCCAGAUCAAAUGGUAUGGCUUCAACAAUAUGCGGACAUGUAUUCUGUCUAAGAUGUAUAGAAGCUGCAAUUAAAGUAAAUGGAAGAAGAUGUCCCACUUGCAGGAAAGGGCUGAGACGGGCUGGUGGAUAUCACCAAAUAUAUUUGUAAUUGCAUUAUUUUAUUGUGUACUCUUUUACUAGUCAUUCCAUUAAUGCCAUAGGUAUGUGUGAUAUUUCAUUGUGCCAUUGGUACAACUAAUAAUUGUGUACUUACCUGAUCAGAAUGUUGUGAGGUAUAAAAGCAUUUCUGACAGUAUGAUAAGUGUCUUGCUUCCCAGUUUAUGGUAUUUCUGUAUGUUACCAUAGUUUUUAGUUAUUAAAGAUGAUCUAUUGAUUGCCAAUUUAUGCCUAUUCCAUAUGCAUGAUACAUUCCAUUCAUUUUAGAAGAAAUUGAUUGUGUAGGAUAUUAUGUGUGGAAUACUAUUAUAUAUUAAUAUUAUACAUUAUACAUUUUUAAUAUUAUAAAUAUCUCAAGGUAUACUAAGAGUAAAAGCUGAGCAUAUGUCUUAGAAAUAAACGAAGAAAUGUUAUUGAGAUCUGAUUAUUAGAUAAUCAUUAGGACCUAUUGUUAGAUUACUUUACUGGAUAUUUACACAAUACAUGUGUAAUUUCUCUGCUUUGAUGCAGAUCUAUUAUUUACUAUAUUUAUGAUAAUAUAUUUUACCAAUUAGUUAUUAGAGUAGGGUAGUAGAUUAUAAUAGAUGUCUGAAAUCAGUUUUUGUACUAUGUAUUGCUAUUACUAGUUUUGGAUUUAAACACACCUAAGUUUAAACAUAUAACCUGUAGGUAUGUUUAGUAAUUAAGACAUAAUUACAAUAUGAAUGACAAAAACAAACAGGUCUCUACUCCUUUAUUUAGAUUAUUUAAAUAUUUGUAUUAUAA